Molecule: messenger RNA, 2038 nt
Organism: Anopheles darlingi
Lineage: Eukaryota; Metazoa; Arthropoda; Insecta; Diptera; Culicidae
Product: peroxidase-like
Exons: 4
Coding region: 62-1852 (596 amino acids)
Biological process (GO): response to oxidative stress
Molecular function (GO): peroxidase activity; heme binding
Source: RefSeq, a predicted model, not a curated record
GGAGAUAUAUAGAAGCUAUUCUGUCAGCAACGAACCCAAACCGAAAAAUUUGCUUGCCAACAUGACCAUAGCUUGGCAUGUGUUUCUGUGCUUAGUGUUCUACACAAUUAGCGACAACGUUCAAGCUGCUUGCAACGCUUCAGCACGAUAUCGUACAUUGGAUGGCAGUUGUAACAAUCUGCAGAAUCCCAGCUGGGGUGCGGUGAACACCCCCUACGGACGGUUGAUUGCCGCGGACUACGGAGAUGGUGUGAAGAGCCCCCGGAAGGCCACGAAUGGUGCCGAUCUGCCCAGUGCGAGAACUAUCUCGAACAAGCUCUUUAGCGAUGCUAACGUACUGGAUCCGGCCUACACCUUGAUCAACAUGCAGUUUGGACAGAUCGUGGCUCACGAUAUGGGUUUCACGGCUGGAGGUGUGGAUGUGUUGCCAUGCUGUGGCGGGGGGCAGCCAGCUCCAAAUCCUGUCCCUCGAUGCUACCCUAUACCGGUCGCAUCCGAUGAUCCCGUAAUGGGAUCGGCUGGUGUUCAGUGCUUAGACUUCCUGCGAACCAUUACCGAUUGCGAUACCGUUCCGUCCAGCUGUUCGAACAACAAGAAGGCGGAACAGAUCAACAGUGCGACAUCGUUUCUGGAUCUCUCGCUCGUGUAUGGUAACAGCGUUGAGGAGAACACUCCCCUACGCCAGUUCACAGGUGGAUUGAUGAAGGUGGAAAGGCGCAAUGGGUCCGAUUGGCCACCGCGUAACCCACAGUCAAGUGACGCUUGUGUGCAAAACAAUGCGGACGAUGCGUGUUAUUUGACGGGUGAUCCACGUGCCAAUCUGAGUCCACAUCUCGCCAUUCUGCAUAUUACUUUCCUUCGUGAGCACAACCGAAUUGCGAAACAAUUGGCUUUGUUAAAUCCACCUUGGAACGAUGAGAAACUCUUCCAGGAAGCUCGUCGCAUCAAUAUAGCCGAAUACCAACAGAUCGUUUACUACGAGUGGCUACCGAACUUCCUUGGAUGGGAAAACAUGGAGGAGCGUGGCAUCAUCAACGAGAAGGAUGAAGCCACGAAUUUCUACCAGGCCGAUGUGAACCCAACAACGCUCAACUCCAAUGCCAACGCUGCGUUCCGAUACUUCCACAGUGCGGCCAUUGGUCACUUGCAAUUGGCUAGCGAAAAUCGUACAAGUGAUGGAGACAUCACCAUUACCGAUCACACGCUGAAUCCCAACAUUCUCGAGGCUCCCUGCAAGUAUGCACAGCUGUCGCGAGGCAUGUCUACCCAGCAGAUGGGCAAGGUUGAUCGUAACAUCGACUACGAGCUGAAGAACAACUUUUUCAAAUUUGGUGGCCCGGUCGGAAGUGAUCUGAGAUCGAUUGACAUCCAGCGCGCACGUGAUCACGGUCUGCCAAGCUACAACAAGUUCCGUAAAUGGUGUAAACUAAAGAAGAUCAAGAGCUUUGCCGAUUUGGGAUCUCGACUAAACUCACCGAAGCUUCCAGCCCUCUUCGCAUCUGUCUAUACAUCCGUGGAGGAUGUAGAACUAACGGUAGCCGGCUUUUUCGAGAAGCAUCUAGAGAACAGUCAGGCAGGAGAAACAUUCCAGUGCAUUCUGGAGGAGCAGUUCUAUCGUACCCGCGUUGGUGAUCGGUUCUUCUUCGAAACGAACGACAAACAUCUCAGUUUUAGCCAUAACCAGCUCAGCCAGAUAAGGAAGGCAACAAUGGCGAAGGUACUAUGCGAUAAUACGGUUGGACUGGAGGGCAUGCAACCAGAUGCUUUCCUAAGUCUAUCCUCUACAAACACGGUGAAACUCUGCUCGAAGCUGCCUGCAGUGGAUUUGAACGCGUGGAAGUCCACUGCAUAGUGUACCGUCGUGCGUUUGAUUGGAGUACUAUCUUGAAAUAAUUAGCAUACGGCUUGUCGCCAAAUAAAAGUAGCUCAUUAUGAAUAUUAUAACUUUGCGAGCAGUUUUAAUUAGGUUGAAACUGAUAGAAAAUGUUUUAGAGAAUUGAUGGAGCUAUUAAUCCAACGCUUUACCUUGCUGUCCCUU